This is a messenger RNA of Lachancea dasiensis, 1533 nucleotides long. NCBI's taxonomy places the organism in Eukaryota, Fungi, Ascomycota, Saccharomycetes, Saccharomycetales, Saccharomycetaceae. The record is from the annotation of a GenBank genome assembly.
AUGGGUCUACUACAGACCGUUUUUCGUGCCGAUGAUGAGAUCGUCGGCUCAAAGUUCCGGGCUAUUUUUGUGGGGCUCUUUGUGGCGUUCGGGGGUGUCCUCUUUGGUUACGACACUGGAACAAUUUCGGGUGUUUUGGCUAUGGACUACGUGAAAAGUACUUUUACUUCGACCGGAAGAUUUACCGCGAGCGAAACCUCAUUGAUCACCGCUAUCCUUUCAGCAGGUACUUUCACAGGUGCUGUUCUUGCUCCCUUGGUAUCCGAUACAUUAGGGCGUCGGCUCGGUUUGCUUAUAUCCACUGUCAUUUUUACGAUAGGUGUCAUUCUGCAAACAGCAGCCUCAGAGAUGAACCUUUUGAUUGUAGGCAGAGUGAUUGCCGGUGCGGGUGUUGGUGUCCUCUCUGCCAUUGUGCCCCUGUACCAAUCCGAAGCUGCUCCAAAAUGGAUUCGGGGUGCGGUUGUAUCUUGUUACCAGUGGGCCAUCACUAUUGGCCUUCUACUGGCCGCGUGCGUCAAUCAAGGUACUCAUAACCGCAAUGAUAGUGGCUCCUACCGCAUUCCUAUUGCCAUCCAAUUUUUGUGGGCUCUUAUCAUGUUCAUUGGUAUGGCUUUAUUACCCGAGUCACCUCGUUUCUACGUCAAGAAUGGAAAAAUUCCCCAGGCACUCAAGGCAUUAUCUAAGUUGAGAGGUUUGCCCAAGGAUGACAAAUACGUCGAAGCAGAGCUUGAAGAAAUUAUUGCCAACUACGAUUACGAAAGAUCGUUCGGGUCUACUACCAUCUGGGACUGCUUCAGGCCCGCCAACCAUCAACUAAAACGUAUCCUGACUGGUAUCGGAAUCCAAGCACUACAGCAACUAACUGGUAUCAAUUUCAUUUUUUACUAUGGAACUCAGUUCUUCGCGAAUUCCGGUAUCGAUAAUCCAUUCAUUACUCAAUUGAUAAUGAAUAUAGUCAACGUUGUGAUGACUAUCCCAGGCAUUAUGUUGAUUGAGAUUGCAGGAAGAAGAAAUCUAUUGCUUUACGGUGCUGUUGGUAUGUCCGUCAGCGAGUUCAUUGUCGCUGCCGUCGGCACAGCCUUGCCAAACAGUAACUCGGCAAACAAAACUUUGAUAGCCUUUUCGUGCACUUUUAUUGCUUCAUUUGCCGCUACGUGGGGACCAUUGGCUUGGGUUGUCGUCGGUGAGAUAUACCCAUUGAGAGUCCGUGGUAAGUCGGUUGCCUUCUGUGCUGCAUCUAACUGGCUUUUCAACUUUGCAAUUGCUUAUGCUACUCCCUACCUUGUAGAUCACGACAAGGCCAAUUUGCAAUCGAAGGUGUUUUUCAUUUGGGGAGGCUGCACCUUCCUAUGUUUCCUAUUCGUGUAUUUUUACGUUUACGAGACCAAAGGUCUUACUUUGGAACAGAUCGACGAACUUUACGAUACUUGCCCAAAUGCAAUGUUCUCGAAGAAUUUUGUGCCUUCUCACUCUUUUGCACAAGACUCCCCAGGAGCAGAAAAGGCUGUUGUCGAAGCUGUGGAGAAGGUAUAG